CCGGCAGAGCAGCAGCAGGAGGAAAUCUGUGCCUGCUGACUCUGUGGGUAGCCAUUGGUGCCGUGGUGGGAGAAAGCAGCCAUGAGGACUGCCCUGGUCUUCGCCUGCCUGGUGGGGAUGGCGUGCGCCUUCUCGGUCAAGAGCUGGCUGCGGCGAGCCAAAUCAGACGACUCGGAAGAAAAUGCGGUAUUCAAGAACAGGCAGCGGUAUUACCUGUACAGAUACGCCUAUGUGCAUCCCCCGCAGCGAUGGUACCAGGGCAGUGACUCAUCGGAGGAAGAAGGGGACGGCUCUGAGGACGAGGAGGAAGGGGAGGCAUCGCAUGCUGGCACCGAGGCAGCUGGCCACCCCACUGGAGCAGCCCCUGGGGGCAGCCAGGGUGGGCUGGGAGGAGACAUCACAUCCCCCCAGCAGGGCAAGGGCUGCCAAGGGCCUCUGAAGGGGGGCAGGGACAGUGCUGCCGGUAAGGGGGGUGACUCUGAAAAUGAAGACAGUGACGAGAAUGAGGAGGAGGAGGAGGAGGAAGAAGAAGAAGCUGAGUACGAGAAUGGUGUUAAUGGCACAAGCACUAACACCACGGAGGGGGCAGAUGGAUCUCCUGGCAAUGGCACUGCAGUGGUUGAGGAGGGCACUGGUGUGGCUGAGGAGGAGGAGGAGGAAGAAGAAGAAGAGGAGGAAGAGGAGGAAGAAGAGGAAGAAACCGAAGCCACCACCAUUGCCAGCACCACUGAUGAAGAGAGGCUGUCCCAGGCAACGACCACGGGAGAUGGGGGACCCACAGAUGCCACCACAGCUGGGGAGCAGUGGGAGUAUGAUGUGACAGCCGGGGGCCAUGGCCGGGGGGACGAAGGCACCACUGACGGCAUCUAUGGAGAGCAGGAUGAGUACACCCGUGGGGACAGCUACCGGGCCUACGAGGACGAGUACGGCUACUACAAGGGGCAUGGCUAUGAUGUGUACGGGCAGGAUUACUACUACAGCCAGUGAGCGGCCAGCGGGACAGCCCCUGUGGUGCCCCCCAUCUGCCCCAUCCCACUCAGGAACAUGCAUCCAAAGGCUCCCUGCAGCCCCUGCACACCAGAGGAGACACCAGAUGGCUUGCAGGGCGCACCAGCUCUGUCCCAGGCUUCUUUUUUGUAUCUCACAAAGUGAAAUGAAAUAA
Falco peregrinus (peregrine falcon) is the source of this 1162-nucleotide messenger RNA. It is a transcript of the gene IBSP, whose product is annotated as integrin binding sialoprotein. NCBI's taxonomy places the organism in Eukaryota, Metazoa, Chordata, Aves, Falconiformes, Falconidae. Gene Ontology annotation, biological process: ossification; bone mineralization; extracellular matrix organization. Gene Ontology annotation, cellular component: extracellular region. The record is from RefSeq and is a predicted model, not a curated record. The transcript has 7 exons. Bases 82 to 987 code for a protein of 301 amino acids.